AUGGUGAAGGCAACUUCCAUCGAUAUGGCACUUUCCGACAUCAUCUCGUCGAAGAAAAAAAGCACGAAGAAAGGCGUCAAACGACCAAUCAAGAAAGCAGCAGCCGGUGGUGUCAAAAAACGCGGACCAUCCGCCGCUUCCACGCCAAGACGUCAAAGCGGAGGGGCUGGUCGUGGAGGCAUUCGCAAGUCUGUUGGUGGACGUGGCGAUUCGAAUGACAAGAGAUCAGUCCGAAUCAACAUUUCGAAUCUCGCCGAUACCGUACUCUCGAGUGACUUGCAGGAGCUGUUUAACGAGUUCAAUUUGCGCAAAGUGUCGGUGAAUUUCAAUGAGGAUGGUACGCCAGCCGGCACCGGAGAUCUCACUCUGUCCAAGUUCAAUUCUGAUCGCCUCAUUAAAAAGUUCGCUGGUGUUGCGCUCGAUGGAAAGAUCAUGAACUUCGCCGUGAUCGAAACCACCAACUUUGUCCCUCAGCAGAAGCCAAAAGUCGUCAGAGAUAAACGAACUGCCGCUAUGAGCACUGGCGGACCAGUUCGCAGAACUCCUCGUAGCUCUACCGGCGGACUGGGAUCCCAAACUGCCCGUAUGUCCACUGGUGGCAAACCGCCAGCCAAGAAGGCCACCAAGAAGCCGAAGCGUGAGCCGAAGCCACAGAAGACAGCCGCCGAGCUGGACGCCGAACUUGACGCCUACAUGUCUCAUAACCGCGAAGUCCGUGUCAACUUGUCCAAUCUCGCCCCAUCGGUUCUCUCCGGUGACCUUCGUCAACUCUUUGCUGAAUUCAAAAUCAAGAACUGCUCCGUGAACUUCAAUGAGAAGGGAGCUGCAGCUGGAACCGGAGACAUCACUCUCUCGAAACGUCAAGCCGAUCGUCUCAUUCAAAAGUUUGCUGGAGUGGCUCUCGAUGGAAAGGAAAUGAAAUUCGCUAUUAUCGACACCACCAACAUCGCCAAUCGUGUCAAGUUCCCAUCCAAACCACAAAGAGUUCCACAAUCUGCCGGAAGACCAAGAACUGCUCAACGGACUCCAAAGAAACAAGGAAAACCAGCUGCUGGAGCUCAAAAGACUGGAGCCAAGAAGACAAAAAAACCAAAGAGAGAGGAGAAACCAAAGAAGACUGUCGAGGAAAUGGACGCGGAGAUCGACGCCUACAUGGCCCGUGCCAACUGA
This is a messenger RNA of Caenorhabditis briggsae, 1170 nucleotides long. Gene Ontology annotation, biological process: mRNA export from nucleus. Bases 1 to 1170 code for a protein of 389 amino acids. Gene Ontology annotation, cellular component: nucleus. The transcript has 4 exons. The record is from RefSeq and is a predicted model, not a curated record. Gene Ontology annotation, molecular function: mRNA binding. Lineage: Eukaryota; Metazoa; Nematoda; Chromadorea; Rhabditida; Rhabditidae.